Molecule: messenger RNA, 1925 nt
Organism: Magnolia sinica
Lineage: Eukaryota; Viridiplantae; Streptophyta; Magnoliopsida; Magnoliales; Magnoliaceae
Exons: 16
Coding region: 249-1712 (487 amino acids)
Source: RefSeq, a predicted model, not a curated record
UUCAAGAGAGAGUACAAAUUAAAAAAAGAAGAAGAGAGCGCGGCGGUUACAGAAAAGAAAAAGGAAAAGAGAAGAUGGAGAGAUGCUGAUUUUUCGGGAAUUUUCUUGCUUUGUAAGCAUGAAAUCGAAGUAACGGAAAAUCCCUUCCCUUCUCAUUUCUGGACAUUGAGCUUUUGACAUCUUCAAAUCUCUCUCUCGCCUGCUCACGUCUCGAACGAUAGUGCUCGUUCUUCUCUUCUUUCGCAGCGAUGGUUGGUGCAAAGAGCAAGGAUGUCAUACGUCUGGAGAGAGAAUCCGUUGUUUCGAUAUUGAAACCCAGGCUUAUCAUGAAACUGGCUUAUCUGAUCGAACAUAGUUCCGACCGGAAUGAGUUUUUGAAGCUCUGCAAGAGAGUUGAGUAUACUGUUCGUGCUUGGUAUUUUCUACAAUUCGAGGAUCUGAUGCAACUUUACUCGCUCUUCGAUCCCAUUUAUGGAGCGGAAAGAUUGGAGCAACAGAAGUUAUCUUCUGAAGAGAUUGAUGUUCUUGAACAGAAUUUCCUGGUGUACUUGUUUCAGGUAAUGGAAAAGAGUAAUUAUAAGAUAGUGACUGAUGAAGAGAUUGACGUUGCACAGUCUGGCCAAUACCUCCUAAAUCUUCCCAUCAAAGUAGAUGAAUCAAAGCUUGACAAGAAACUUUUGAAAAGGUUUUUUGAACAGCAUCCUCAGGAUAAUCUCCCAGAAUUUCAUGAUAAGUACAUAAUUUUCCGUCGGGGGAUCGGAAUUGACCGUACAACUGAUUUCUUUUUCAUGGAAAAAUUGGAUAUGAUCAUUGCACGCAUCUGGUCAUGGUUUCUUGGAGUAACUAGACUGCAGCGGAUCCUGUCGAGGAAGAGAAGCACGAGGAUCCCAAAAGAUCCAAAGAAAACUGAUGAGACAGUCGAUGACACAGAGCAAGAAGAUCUAUUUGUCGAACGAAUUCGAAUUGAAAACAUGGUACUAAGCACACGGAAUCUGUUCGGCAGGAUUACAAUACAAGAGCCAACUUUUGAUCGGAUUCUCGUUGUCUACAGGCGGGCCAGCACCAAGACCAACAUGGAGCGAGGGAUAUAUGUAAAGCAUUUCAAAAACAUCCCUAUGGCUGAUAUGGAACUAGUUCUGCCAGAAAAGAAAAAUCCAAGUUUAACUCCGAUGGACUGGGUUAAGUUACUUGUUUCUGCUGUGCUUGGGCUGGUUGCCCUAGUUGGUUCACUUGAAAUGCCUAAAGCUGAUGUUUGGGUUCUUAUAGCCAUCUUUUCUGGACUGAUUGGUUAUUGUGCAAAAAUCUACUUCACGUUUCAGCAAAAUAUGUCAACAUACCAGAACUUAAUCACACAGUCAAUGUAUGACAAACAGUUGGAUAGUGGCAGAGGCACCCUGCUUCACUUGUGCGACGACAUGAUUCAACAAGAAGUCAAAGAGGUCAUAAUUUCAUUCUUUAUUUUGAUGGAGCAGGGUAAACUCACAGUUCAGGAGCUUGACGUCCGGUGUGAAGAACUAAUUCAUGAAGAAUUUGGUGAGCAUUGCAAUUUUGAUGUGGUAGAUGCAGUCCAAAAGUUAGAGAAGCUAGGCAUCGUUUCUAAAGAUUCUCUUGGAAGAAUUUACUGUGUGGGAUUGAAGCGUGCCAAUGAGAUCAUAGGCACCACCACAGAAGAACUGGUGUUGAAAGCAAAACAGGCCCCUGUUGCUACUUGAUACUGUCUUCCCAGUAUAUAACUCUGUAUUGCGGUGGCGCCAAGUAGAAGGAUAGUUUCCUUUGGACCUUUCUCCCAGUAUUUAAUCUAUGUUAUCCUAUAUUCAUCGACUCGCUUCCAUUUGUUCUUUGCUAUAUCUGUAAUUUUCAAUGUUCAUAGUGUGCAUGCGUGGUAGUUGUUAAUUUGCAAAAUGAAUUUCGAACAUUUUCGGGAA